AUGCCCCAAUUUAUCCCUGGCAACACCAGCAACAACAACACCACGGGCCUCGAGCGGCGCCUGGGGGACCCGAACGUCGAGGAGUAUGUGUUCCCGAUCCUGAUCGCGCUGGCGUGGUGCAACGCGCUGGAGCUGCUGGUGCUGUGCUUCAACACCUUCAAGCGGUACGCGGGGCCCUACUUCUGGAGCCUGCUGGUCGCCUCGGUCAGCAUCCUGCCCUUCGGGCUGGGCUACCUGCUGAAGAUGUUCGACAUCACCGCGACGCACUUCUACCUGGAGAUCGCCAUCUCGGAUCUCGGCUGGGCCGGCAUGGUGACCGGCCAGUCGCUGGUGCUCUGGUCGCGGCUGCACCUGGUGCUGCACAACCGGCGCCUGCUGCGCGCGCUGUUCUGGCUGAUCGCCGUCGACGGCGUGCUGCUGCACGGCUGCGCCACCGCGCUGGAGUUCGCGACCAACGCCCGGCCGGACUCCCGCGCCGUCUCCCUCGGGUUCGGCGUUGUCGAGCGCAUCCAGGUCACCUGGUUCUGCGUCCAGGAGCUGCUCCUCUCCGGCGUCUACAUCGUCGCCACCGCCCGCCUGCUCCGCCUCGACAGCGGCAGCCCCGCCUCGCGCGCCCUCCUCUCCCAGCUCCUCCUCGUCAACGUCCUCAUCGUCUUCCUGGACCUCGCCGUCGUCGCCAUCCAGUGGGCCGGCUUCUUCACCUUCCAGGUCACCUUCAAGGCCCUCGCCUACAGCAUCAAGCUGAAGCUCGAGUACAUUAUCCUGGGGAGGCUCGUCGAUGUCGCCCACAUCCGCACCCAGGGCGCCGGGCCCCGGUUUCGCAUAUAG
This is a messenger RNA of Aspergillus fijiensis CBS 313.89, 828 nucleotides long. RefSeq lists its product as uncharacterized. The coding region runs from base 1 to 828 and encodes 275 amino acids. The record is from RefSeq and is a predicted model, not a curated record. Lineage: Eukaryota; Fungi; Ascomycota; Eurotiomycetes; Eurotiales; Aspergillaceae. The transcript has a single exon.